AACAAACCGAAUCUAAUUUCGCGGCACUUUAAAGACUGCCGUCUGCCCCUUUCGUCUUCAUUUCUUCUUAAAACAGACUUUCCUCCAAACUAACUUUCCUCAACUCCAAAGCCUCUUAUGAAGAACCAGAAGUGAAACGUUUGGUUUCGUAGUUUCGCAAUUUUAAGUAUUUAAUAUAUCAUCUUGAAGAUGCCAGCUGCAGAUACCAGUAUGUCUGAUAAAGAUGAAGAGCCAUUUGUGGAGGUUGAUCCUACUGGUCGGUUUGGGCGGUACAAUGAUCUACUUGGUUCAGGUGCUGUGAAGAAGGUUUAUAGGGCAUUUGAUCAGGAGGAAGGUAUAGAGGUGGCCUGGAAUCAGGUCCGAUUGAGUCAUUUUAGUGAAGAUCCAGUCCUCAUCAAUAGGCUUCACUCAGAAGUUCAGUUACUGAGGACAUUGAAGAACAAGUACAUCAUUGUUUGCUACAGUGUUUGGUUGGAUGAUGAGCAUAGCACAUUGAAUUUUAUCACUGAGGUGUGCACAUCAGGAAACCUGAGAACUUACAGGAAGAAGCAUCGCCAUGUAUCGAUUAAGGCCUUGAAGAAGUGGUCAAAGCAGUUACUUGAAGGAUUGGAGUAUCUCCAUACUCAUGAACCAUGCAUUAUUCACCGUGAUCUCAAUUGCAGUAACAUCUUCAUCAAUGGGAAUGUUGGUCAGGUGAAAAUUGGUGAUCUGGGCCUUGCUGCAAUAGUUGGGAGGAGCCAUGUAGCACACUCAAUCUUGGGGACACCAGAGUACAUGGCACCUGAACUGUAUGAGGAAGAUUACACUGAGAUGGUGGACAUCUACUCCUUUGGCCUGUGCUUGCUUGAGAUGGUGACAAUGGAGAUACCUUACAGUGAAUGUGACAGUGUUGCCAAGAUAUAUAAAAAGGUGACAUCUGGACGUAAGCCACAGGCCCUGAACAGGGUGAAAGAUCCUGAAGUGAAGGCGUUCAUAGAGAAGUGUAUUGCAAAGCCGAGGGCAAGACCAUCAGCCUCUGAACUACUCAAGGACCCCUUCUUCUCUGAGCUGACCGCUGAUGAUGAUGAGACCAACCCGACUAAUUGAUUUCUUAUCAAUACUUAACACAAAGCAGCUUUCAAGUGGCCUACGUAACUUUCUAUCAUUGAUAUUUCCUCGUCAUCAUAUAGUAUGUGCAGAUUGGCAGUAUUGUCUCCUAUUUUUGUGUCGUUGAUAUGCAGUUAUGAUAUUGGGUUAAAAUGCAAAUCAUUUGUGCUUAUGGAUACGGUAUUUCAUCCCUCUCAACCUGUCCUGAAAGAUGAUGAGUUUGCCAUUAGGGAAAGAAGACUUCCAAUGGGUUUAGAUUGCUUCAAAUAGAAGCAUUAGUGUUGGAAAAUAAAUACAUCUCUGCAGCUGUAAAGGAAUGUACUUUGCUUGAGUUGUAAGCAUAUAAGCUGUAGUUCAUAUGGUACUACCUGCAAAUCCGGUUCUGCCCUGCCCAUACUUUAUAAAUUAAUGAAGAUUUAAAAAUCCAUACGUA
Mangifera indica (mango) is the source of this 1519-nucleotide messenger RNA. RefSeq names its product probable serine/threonine-protein kinase WNK11. Gene Ontology annotation, molecular function: protein serine/threonine kinase activity; ATP binding. Lineage: Eukaryota; Viridiplantae; Streptophyta; Magnoliopsida; Sapindales; Anacardiaceae. Bases 190 to 1086 code for a protein of 298 amino acids. The transcript is spliced from 3 exons. Gene Ontology annotation, cellular component: cytoplasm. Gene Ontology annotation, biological process: protein phosphorylation; intracellular signal transduction. The record is from RefSeq and is a predicted model, not a curated record.